Molecule: messenger RNA, 1439 nt
Organism: Arabidopsis thaliana (thale cress)
Lineage: Eukaryota; Viridiplantae; Streptophyta; Magnoliopsida; Brassicales; Brassicaceae
Product: B3 domain protein
Exons: 1
Coding region: 915-1253 (112 amino acids)
Cellular component (GO): nucleus
Molecular function (GO): DNA binding
Source: RefSeq, marked reviewed
GAGUGAACUUCCAAUAGAAUUGUGGUUGGAUCCUUCAGCACAAAAGUAGCCAAUAUGAUUAACUCCACAGAAAGGAACCAAAUGAUGCAAACCAUAUAAUCAAGAUGUACGAAGGUGCAAAAACAAGUAUUGGUAUUGUACCCAACAGUGGUAACUCUAGACCUAUGUGUGAUGGAUGUAGAAGCCGUUGUGUGGACACUUUGGUAGUCAAGACGUCUAGGAAAAACUAUUACUAUCAUGUGUUUCUUCGAUAUAUAUUAUCCAUGGUAGGACUUCUCCAAUGGAAAGAUAGUCUGAAGCAGCGACGGUUAAAGGUGUAUAUGAACAAAUUAGUUUGUAUUUCUAAACUUCGAGAUUUCUAAUGUAUCUGAAUUGUCCCUAUCGCUAUAGCAAGUAGUGUUGAAUUUAAACUUCGGUUUUAAAUUAAGAAAACAUUUAUGGUGGCUUCUAAGGAAUUAGAGCUAAAUCCAUAAUUUACAUAGAACUUUGAAUGAAACUAAGAGAUUUUGCAUGGCCAGUAGUACAACCUCCAAGGAUCUGAUGGUAGUUACCUCUUGAAAGGAACUUCUACUCUUUUUCUGCCAUAUGACUGCGAAAUGUAUCAAUGUUCUUUUCUGAAGUUAAGAAAAUCUCAGCUUCAUUUUGAUGCCUUGAAUCAAUAACUUUCUUUCCAAGUUACAAUGCUCUCUUCCCAUUUUCCGUUUCGGGAGUAUUAAGGAAAUUAUUAAACAAUCUCCUUUUUUCCGAUAAGAAAAAUUUCUAUUUUGUUAACGGAAGAGUUGGAGUCCUUUUCUCUUGUAUUUUCCUUUCUUCUUAGGUUAAGUCUCCUAUAAAUAUGUUUACAUCUAAGAACACGAGAUAUAAACAAAUUUUCUUUCAAAAGAUCUAGGGUUAAAAUUUUAGCAAGAUGAAUUAUGCUAGAUGAACUAGACGGGGCUAUGAUCAUAUCAAAGACUCUAACAAAGACUGACAUUGUUGGUAAUGUGGCAUUACCAAAAGCACAAGUGAUGUCUGUCCUCACAAGGAUGAAUGGUGUCACAGAUGAGGGUUUGGACAACGGUUUUGAAGUGCAAGUCCACGACAUAAUGGAAGACGAUCUAUACACAGUUACCCUGAAAAGAAUUGACGACAUGAAGUAUUAUUUCGGGACUGGUUGGAGUACUAUGAAGCAUUCAUUAGAUCUCGUAGAAGGCGAUGUUCUGAAGCUCUAUUGGGAUCAGUUUGAAAACAAAUUCAUUGUUCUCAAUUUUUAGCAUAAGACUAUGGGAACAAUGAUUCCUGUGUAGCUUGCUUACAUCUAUCUCCCUUUCCGCUUUCCUAUAUUUAAUCGCUUUAGUUACUUAUUCUAGUUUAAGUGUUCGUUUUUUCUUCUUUCUAUUGCCCUAAUUUUUGUUGUAGUUUUAUUUUAACUAAUUUAAUUGGAAUGCCUUGAAUUUCAA